This is a messenger RNA of Branchiostoma belcheri (Belcher's lancelet), 1594 nucleotides long. RefSeq lists its product as uncharacterized. Bases 374 to 1498 code for a protein of 374 amino acids. Lineage: Eukaryota; Metazoa; Chordata; Leptocardii; Amphioxiformes; Branchiostomatidae. The transcript has 4 exons. The record is from RefSeq and is a predicted model, not a curated record.
UGUUAAAGAAGUGUAAACUUCAUACCCGCACAGACCAAUGUAACUGUAGUGAUAAUGUCUUUUGUGCGCAGAAGCUACUGACUAAAUGAGUAACGUUUACAUCAUGAACUUUUCUGUCAUGAGUGAUUAUGACAGAAAGACAUGAUAUUUUAUCAAUUUGUGACAUAAUUAAUUUGCCCAGUUACGUAACACAACCACUGUCAGUGAGCAAAUUAAGACAAGAGCCAAGCAGAGGACUUUGCUCUGCACUUUGCCCAAAAUGAUACUCGGUCACAAGACUACUCCCAUGGUCACAAGACUCGGUGGACACGAGCGACUGCAACAACAACAUAGAGUACAUAAUUUGAAGCAACCUGGCACAAGGUAACACACCAUGCAGCCGCUGACCCUGGCAGACCUACAGAAGGGAGCCACAUCGCCGGGUGACUGUGGGGCUCCCCACGACGCCAUGCCACCCUGGAUGGACCGCCAACGGUUCGACCGUGGCCGAGAGUUCAUCCAGCGCCACCUCAUGGGCGUGUUCCUGUCCCAGUUCAUGGCUCUGCUGAUCGGGUUCAGCGUCACUCCGCUGCUCGACGUUCUGAUGUACACAGGGAAGUCCUCGACAACGGAGCAGUCCAUGAGACGGUACAUCAGCACGGGACGUCGGCUGCUGCUGUGGCACGACGGAGACGUGUGGGACGUGAACAGCAAGGCUCACGCCUCGGUCAUGAAGGUCAGGAACAUGCACGGGCAAGUCGCACAGGCCAUCACCAAGGAGCGCCAAGGCUGCGACUCCGGAAGCAAGCAGGGGGACAAGACAGAACACCAAGCAGACAACAUGAAAAAUGGUCACACAGAUCAUAAGCGACGUAAAUAUAUGAACAAUAACCAAGUGGACAGGACUGUAGACCAAGUAGAAAAGAUGGGAAAUGGUCACGCAGACCGUAAGGAAAGUAAACGUAGCCGUAAAACUGGUACAAAAGCGGACGGUGACCACGAUAAGGUCUACAUUUCCCAGUACGACAUGGCGCUGACUCAGGCAGGGUUUGUCGGUUUUGUCCUGUACCCGGAGAAGUUUGGAAUAUGCUGUACGGUCGCCGAACUGGAAGAUUACAUUUUCUUCUGGAGGGGGAUCGGGUAUCUGCUUGGAAUCGAAGACCGGUACAACAUGUGCUCUGGGAACUACCCUGAAACCUGCAGUCUCAUCGCACAAAUCGAGAACGAAGUCGUGAAACCGGCCUUUCUGAACCCUCCGCAGCCCGACUUUGACGUAGCCACAACUGCGUUCGUGGAAGGCACGAAGCGUUACUUUCAAGACAGACAAAUGACGACAGCCACCAUGUUCGGUUUUGCGCGUGGUUUGCUUGGCCUGCCUCUUGCUGAAAUCAGCUGGGCCGACUGGUGUAGGCUUGUUGUUAUGAAGUGGAUGGUUUGGCUGGUGGAGAGAAUUCCCGGGCUGUCCACCUUCCUCAUCAGAAACCUGUCUAUCAUUGUGAAAAGGGAGAACCCAGACUAGCAUGUCAUGCGAGCAUUAGGCUAGCCUCCGUAGCAGGCUUAUAGAACUGGGGGUUUGGUGGUCUUCGGCUGUUUUCUGAUUAGCCCAGUUCUAAAA